AAAAAUACUAGUACAAAAAGACGACUCCUAUUCUCUGAAGUUAACACAAUACACUCAUCAAGUUCUGAUAUCGCCAUAUCAUCUAAUGUGGUUAAUGCAGCUAAAUCUAUUCUAAAAAAAGAAAUUAAAAAAAAACCCAAACGCUUAAUUUGGAAUCGACAAAAUCAUAAUAAGCUUUUGAAAUUGCUCAAUUCGUAUUAUGCACCGAUAAAGAUGAUUGAAUCUCCAUAUUCACCAUUAAACUAUAAUACUAACAAAAUUGAGUUACCAGAAAUUGACCCAAAUUUUGAACACUUUCUUGAUAUAGUUGUAAAAGAAAUCGAAUUGAAUCAACAACAUGGCAUAUUGGAGAGAACAACUGAUCUAAAUAAAAUGAAUGCAUUAGUAGAAGAAAUUAACGCUGAAAAUCAAAAAUAUAAGCUAAAACAGCUCAAGGAAAAAAUGACAUUGUUAGAAGAUUUUGAAAAAGUAACAGAUUUCGAAUACUUAGAAAGUUUGUCUAACGAAGAAUACUUAAUGAAAUAUGUUACUCCUACUUUAACAAAAUUGAUAGUACAAGUUGCUAAAGUGAGACCAAAGAAUCCUGUUGAUUUUUUGGCAUAUAUGGCUCUUAAAGAGAACCCCGAAGGUUUACCAAAUUUUCCAGGCUAUUCUAAGGAGGGUGUAAAAAUACAAACAAUAUUGGAACGCAUGUUUUUUAUCUAUAAUUACGACGAACAUGAUAUAAUUAAAUUAAAACCAUUAAUGGACGUUUUAACAGCGCAUUUUACAGAUGACGAAGAUACCCAAAAUAGUGAAGAAGAAUUAUAA
Messenger RNA from Rhopalosiphum maidis (corn leaf aphid), 810 nucleotides. RefSeq names its product adenylate kinase 7-like. The transcript is spliced from 5 exons. The record is from RefSeq and is a predicted model, not a curated record. The coding region runs from base 214 to 810 and encodes 198 amino acids. NCBI's taxonomy places the organism in Eukaryota, Metazoa, Arthropoda, Insecta, Hemiptera, Aphididae.